AUGGACUCGUUAAGCAAAUACAAUAAUGGUUUUAAGUACGUUUUAACUGUAAUCGAUGUACUUAGCAAAUAUGCGUGGGCUGAACCGAUAAAAACAAAGACUGGAGAAAAUCUUGUCAAAACUUUUGAGAAAAUACUUAAAAAGAGUCGAAAGCCUGAAACGUUUCACACCGACAAAGGUACAGAGUUUAUGAAUCGAAAGUUUCAAGCCUUUUUGAAGAAACAUAACAUCCGGUUUUUCACGACGCAAAACGAGACCAAGGCAUCGAUUGUCGAUAGGUUUAAUCGUACGCUCAAGACGAAAAUGUGGAAAUACUUUACAGCGAAGAAUACGCUCAAGUACGUGGACAUUCUCCAGAAACUGGUAAAAUCUUAUAAUCAUUCGAGACAUCGUAGUAUUGGUAUAUGAGGCCCGUUGAUGUAAAUGAAGACAACGAGAGCAUUGUGUGGCAGAAACUUUAUGGAGAACAGUCAGACAAACCCGUUCGGUUUAAGUUUAACAUUGGUGAUCAAGUACGAAUCAGCAAAGCAAAGCGCACAUUUAAGAAAGGAUACUUACCUAAUUGGACCGAAGAAGUGUUCACGAUAACCAAACGUGUUCUUCGACGCCCACCCGUGUACAAAAUUGCUGAUUUUGAUGACGAGGAGUUGAAAGGAACAUUUUACGAACAAGAGCUUCAGAGAGUGAAUAAAACAGAUAGUGAUUUUUAUAGAGUUGAAGAAGUACUUGGAUCACGCAUUCGUAAUAAACGAAAAGAAUAUUUUGUAAAAUGGCUGGGCUACCCUGAUAAAUUCAAUUCUUGGGUACCAGCAGAGAGUGUGAAAGAUAUUAAAUAA
Molecule: messenger RNA, 836 nt
Organism: Paramuricea clavata
Lineage: Eukaryota; Metazoa; Cnidaria; Anthozoa; Malacalcyonacea; Plexauridae
Source: the annotation of a GenBank genome assembly